This is a messenger RNA of Protopterus annectens (West African lungfish), 960 nucleotides long. Its product is annotated as olfactory receptor 6Y1-like. Gene Ontology annotation, cellular component: membrane. Bases 1 to 960 code for a protein of 319 amino acids. The transcript has a single exon. Lineage: Eukaryota; Metazoa; Chordata; Ceratodontiformes; Protopteridae. The record is from RefSeq and is a predicted model, not a curated record. Gene Ontology annotation, molecular function: G protein-coupled receptor activity; olfactory receptor activity. Gene Ontology annotation, biological process: G protein-coupled receptor signaling pathway.
AUGACAGAAUGGAACCAAACAGAUAUCCGUAUGUUACGCUUCAUCCUCAUCAGUUUCUCAGGAUUCCAGGAUGGGCCAUCACACGCAGCCCUCAUUUCCAUUUUCUCUGUGAUAUAUGCUACAACACUUGUAGAAAAUAUUUUAUUUAUACUUGUUAUUCUUUCAGAUAGUAGAUUACAUUCCCCUAUGUAUAUUUUGAUUUGCAACCUCGCAAUAUUAGAUAUUUGUAUUCCAACUGCUACUAUUCCUCAAAUGUUGCAUGGCUUGACAAGCGAUGACCACUCAAUCACAUCUGGUGGCUGUAUUGCCCAAAUGUCAUUUUAUGUCAUUUUUGGAAUUACAGAAUAUUUAAUUCUGGCCCUCAUGGCUUUUGAUCGUUAUCAAGCCAUCUGUAAACCACUUCAUUAUCCAACUGUGAUGACCAACAAAUUUGUUCUCAUAUUGGCUCUUCUUUGUUGGACACCUGGGACAUGUAUAAAUUUCAUGCAUGUAUAUUUUGUGCUCAACGCACAGUUUUGUGGACAAAAUAAAGUGCAGUAUUAUUUUUGUGAUUAUUCUGCAGUACUAGCAUUGGCCUGCGGUGAUAUCUUUUUACCAGACACUGUCAAUUUUGUAAUGGUUAUGACCAUAAUGCCCGUAAUACUGACUUGUAUUGUGACUUCUUAUGCAAAAAUAAUUUUGGUGAUCAAAGCUGCCUCCUCUGAAAGUCGCAGGAAGGCAUUUUCUACCUGUGCCAGCCAUCUCUUUGUGCUUUUUGUCUUUGUCCUGGUUGCAUUGUUUGUCUUUAUUUCAUACAGAAUACCUGGCUUUUCUGACGAUGCUCGGAUAUUGACUGCAGUGAUUCAAAAUAUUUUUCCUUCCUUUGCAAAUCCUAUAAUUUAUUGUCUCAAGACAAAAGAACUCAGAGAAGCUUUUUUGAAGAUCCUUAAGAAACACAAAAUCAUAGAGGCAGAAUACUGA